Branchiostoma floridae (Florida lancelet) is the source of this 3631-nucleotide messenger RNA. RefSeq names its product endoplasmic reticulum resident protein 44-like. The record is from RefSeq and is a predicted model, not a curated record. NCBI's taxonomy places the organism in Eukaryota, Metazoa, Chordata, Leptocardii, Amphioxiformes, Branchiostomatidae. The coding region runs from base 130 to 1446 and encodes 438 amino acids. The transcript has 14 exons.
GAUUAGAUAGAAAAGCCAUCAUGGAUUGAGGUAAAGACGCCAUAUUGGAGUGUUCGGCGGCCGGGUCUUGCCCUGAGGAAAAAGUGUGAAGAAUCUUCGAAUUUCUGACGAUUUUUAACGCACGAUUCCAUGAUGGAUGCGGCCAGGAGACUUAUGAGCUUCCAGUUCACCUUCUUUCUUUUCUAUUUGGCCACUUUGUUCGAGAACCCGACAGACAGUUCGGCAGUUAUCCUUCAGAAGAACAAUAUUGACGGCGUCCUCAACCACAAUGAGCUGGUGUUUGUCAACUUCUAUGCUGAUUGGUGCCGGUUUAGUAAGAUGUUGGAGCCAGUGUUUGAGGAGGCCUCCAACACUGUACCUGCAGCUAUCCAGAACGUUGUGUUUGGGAAAGUGAACUGUGACACAGAAACGGAGGUUGCUCAGAAAUUCGGCAUCUCCAAGUAUCCGACCCUGAAGCUGUUCCGUAAUGGUCGGGUGCAGAAACGUGAGUACAGGGGUCAGAGGUCAGUCGAGGCCUUCAAGGAGUACAUCGAAGAACAGAUGAAGAGUAAUAUCCGGGAGGUCAACGACCUCAGGGAGCUCAACGACAUCGAUGGUAAGAAGAGAAACAUCAUUGGGUACUUCAAUAGUAAGGAGAGCCCCGAGUACAAGACCUUCCAGCAGGUCGCCAGCAACCUUAGGGACGACUGUGACUUCUCUGUGGCUGUUGGAGAGAUAUCCAAGAAGGAAAGAAUAUCUGGCGACAACAUCAUUUUCAGACCCCCAAGAACUAAGGACCAGGACAUGGUGUACCUGGGUUCUCUUGUCAACAAGGACCUGCUGACCGCUUGGACAACGGACAAGUGUGUGCCGCUGGUUAGGGAGAUCACAUUCGAAAAUGGGGAGGAACUGACAGAAGAAGGCCUGCCAUUCCUUAUCCUGUUCCACAACCCUGAUGACGCUAACAUUGUUCAGAAGUUUAACCAGAUUGUUAGCAGAGAGCUUCUGCACGAAAAAGGAAACAUCAAUUUCCUGAUAGCAGAUGGUACAAAGUUUACCCACCCCCUGCACCAUCUGGGGAAAUCUACCAAAGACCUGCCUGUGCUAGCUAUAGACAGCUUCAGACACAUGUACCUGUUCCCUGAUAUCUCUCAGAUGAAUGUACCUGGAAAGUUGAAACAGUUCUGUGCGGACCUUCACUCUGGAAAACUGCACAGAGAGUUCCACCACGGCCCCGACCCAACCACGCCCCCUCAGAUAGCCGGACAAGAUCAACAACAACAACAACAACAGCUUUCAGGAGGACAGGCUGGGUCUUUGCCUAAAGACCCAGGACAGCAUCCAACCGUAAAGAAAGGAGGUGGCUCCGCCCCACAAGAAAAGAGGCCAACCACUCCGCCCGAGAGUCAGUUUGUAAAACUGGCGCCGAGCAAGAACAGAUACACUUUACUCAAGGAUGAACUCUAAACCUUAACUAGUGUCUGUUUUCUUUGUCCCUAGUUUACAUGGAGGAAAAAUAUACCUUUAAAGCUCUUUGCCUUGAAGGCUUUUACUUGAAUUUGUUUAAGCGUUCCUUGAGGAACAACAGAAGAUAAAUUGGAUAGUGAGUGAGAGGGAUUUGACAUCUCAAUACUAUUUCUUGCUUUAAAAACAAAAAAAACUGUUCAAAUUUAUGUCGAAAACGUGUUUUUUAUGUAAAUUUUUUUGGUUAAAAUUGCUGCAACUUUAGAUUGUUUUCCUUAUAAGGAUGUCAUAACGACAAUUUGUAUUUUUUGUUUCUUUGUUUUAAGAGGACAAUUUAGGAGUUGCUGGAAGAGGUAUAUUUUUCUCCCAUGUUCUUAGAAUGCCGGCAGAUAAAACAUUGCAAACAUUUUUGUCAAAAAUAGAACACUUCACAUUUAGGAAUCAGAGUCUUAGAAUGACGUGCUAUUUAUGCUAGAACCAGAUGCUGGUACAGUUAAAUACUAUUUGGUGAAUAGAGCCUAGGAAAAAAAUGUUGUGUUUCCUGUUUCUCUACGUACCCUAGAAAAACCUGCUGACCCUAGAGAUUUUUUGGGGGGUGGUCAAUGGAGUCACAUAGCUGCCAGUUAGAAUUUUUAUUCAUCCUGCUUCCUGUUGAAGUAAAAACACUGCUUGUCCUAUCUAAUGAAGGAUAAAUGUAUCGCUUAUGCACAAAAUUAAAGUUUGACAUUGAAAUACAGGUGUCCUUAUGCAUUUCAGUUACUUUGUUCAACUGUAUUGUAAUAUGUAUCACAAGAGUUUUGGCCAGCCUAAAAAAAUACAAGAAAAAAAAAGAAAAUAAUCUACCUACAGACCCUAAUUUGUUCAGGACUGAAACAGGAAACACAACGUUUUUUCCCUAGGUGUAACUUCAUGCAUCUUCCUAUGCAUUUUCCUAUGUACCGGUAAUGCAAAAUGCUGAAUUGUAAUUUGAACCGAAGUAUGCAUUUGUCAGUGUUAAUCUACGGGGACUAGGGGGUAUACUCGAUUGCUGCCCAACUAUUUGAAAGUGGUGUUAAAUAAAAGCUUGCUGGAAUAUCUGGAGAGCAGUUUCAAAUCUUGAAACACUGUCACCCCCCCCCCCCCACUGUAUACUUUCGCCCUAUGUAUGUUUUCACUGACACAUGUAUUACAUGUGAAUGGAUAAACAUCAUUAAAAUGAUCAUUCCCAAAGCCACACAAACAACGUUAGGAAGAAGUCAGUAGGUUACAAUUUAAAGUGUUAGCUUUCCACUUUUGAAGGACCACAUUUUACACAGUCUUUAAAGUGUUUUGCAGGAAGAGGUACAUGUAGUGCUGUACCUUGUAAAAGGUAUCUUUGCAAUUGUUAUGAUGGUGGAUAAAUAAAUGGCAUUGUAGAAAAUUACUUGUCAAUAUGGUACACAGUGUCUCAGAACCAAUAAAAGAGUACCUUCAACUUUUGUAUGGCAAUGCCAACUCUCCUAGAUCCGCCGGGUGCCCUAAGACUGUUACAUGAGAAAAUUGGCAUGAUAAGCAUGUCCACUGUUUCAAAUACGCAUACGCAGCGCCAGGAACUAUGGGUAAUGUGUCAAAGGUCAAAGCCCCUGACAUGUAUACACAUCACGUCUCGAAAUUGUUAUACAAAUCAAGGCAAUGGUGAGAGAGAACUGUUUACAAGUUAGGGGCCUUGACCUUUGACAUAUUACCCACAAUACGCUGCACAUGCGUAGCCUGUUAUCCAUCCGUAUUAUAGCUCCCGAGUUGCAGAGAGGACAGAAGAGACUCGGGAGCUAUAAUACGGCUGGAUAACACGCUAAGACAUGCGCACUCUGAGCCAUGAACACGCUUAUUGAAGCCUUAUCAAGAGUGUAUUGAACAGCUGAAUAGCUGAAGUGUGCUUCUGAGAAUUAUGAGUAGUAGAUGUCUUGAAAUUACCUUUUUUUAUUGUGACAGUCUUAACACACCUGGUGUAUAGAAUGGGAGUUCACCUUACACCUUUCUCAAAGUCCACAGUUUUCUUGCAUCUGUAAAAUUUCUGUAGUAAGAUAGAGUAUUGUAUCUUUUUAUGGAAAAAAAGAAUGACCUAGCAGUCAGAGGUGUACCAUCCUAGAGACAGAAUUGGUGGUAGUCUAAAUGUGGAAUAUCUUUGCAUUCAAAAAUGAAAAUUAAAUGCAGACACUCUCUCUACAAA